GCGUAAUUUGACGUAUAUUAUAGUACCCGGUCGUGAGUCCUCGACCUGGGUAAAAGCAUAGAUUCUAUAGAGUGUGUCAGCUACAUUCAGUCCAUAAAGCUACAGGCAUGAAGAAUCGUUUGAAUGAAAGAAGAAUAACACUACCAUUUGUCAACAGAUGUUAUAAAUUAUAAGUGAAUGGCAAAAAAUGAAGGCACAAUUAACUGCCCUUUCUCUUUGUUUAAUAGAUUCUCAUUAUAUCGGCGGUGCUUCAAAAAAUGGUUCAGCAAGUGCUCAAAUGUUAUCAACAUUAUUUCAUGUGAAAGGUUCAAGUGAAGAUGCUGGCGGUAUGUAUUUUUCACUAACAAGAACGCUCAGAAAAUCAUUGGAACUGAUGUUACGGACGUCUAACUCUAGGCUUUAUUCUUUCUUCAAUGCAUGUUUUCUAACGUUCUCCUAUUGAUGUGUUACUUACGUUGAAACUACCUAUAUUCAAAAAC
Messenger RNA from Didymodactylos carnosus, 479 nucleotides. NCBI's taxonomy places the organism in Eukaryota, Metazoa, Rotifera, Eurotatoria, Philodinida, Philodinidae. The record is from the annotation of a GenBank genome assembly.